Molecule: messenger RNA, 3738 nt
Organism: Candidozyma pseudohaemuli
Lineage: Eukaryota; Fungi; Ascomycota; Pichiomycetes; Serinales; Metschnikowiaceae
Gene: ZDS1
Product: Zds1p
Exons: 1
Coding region: 1-3738 (1245 amino acids)
Biological process (GO): positive regulation of G2/M transition of mitotic cell cycle; establishment of cell polarity
Cellular component (GO): cell septum; cytoplasm
Source: RefSeq, a predicted model, not a curated record
AUGUCAGAUACAACCUCAAGAUCCUCGACUCCCCUGAGGAUCAACUCUCCCGAGAGCUAUGAAUCUGCUGCCUUGGAAAUCGAACAGGAGAAGCAAAUGGUCAAGGCCUUGAAAAGGCUUUCCAUGGGUAAUAUGAUCGACCACGAUCCGGACUUUCCCAUGGAGGACCCCGAGCUUCUCCUCAUGAACGAGAGAGAGAGAAACGACGAUUCCACCGCCUCUCUAGAUACCCUUUCGCUUUCAAGAUCUGCAUCACCCGUUUCAUCCGAAUCACAAAGUCCUCCGAUGGAAGGUAAAGAGCCAUCCUUAUCACCCUCGAAGGUCUCUUCUGGACCACCAUCUCUUUACGUUACACCAGAAGAUAGCAUAGAUUCAGACACACUGUCUGUGAAUCACGACAAUGUUCUCUGGGUUCCAGCCAAUAUGCACCCAGAGGUCAACCCUCAGCAAUUCAAGCAGCAUGUUAAAGUCACCAUCGACGAGCUUCUAGAACGGAAGAUUUCGAGAUCGAAGUCAACCCGUUCAAAGCGCUCCUCUUUAUCGCUCUCCACCAAUGACGAUUCGCAUAACGAUGACGACGAAGAAGACACUUCAAUCGACAAUCUGUCGCAGCAUCAGGACCUGACCAAUCGUUAUAGCAAUCCUUCACUUUUGGAGCUCAGCACUGAGCUCGAGACUUUAUCGCGUCUAGCUGGUAUGGACUCCGACGACGCUGUUACGCUAGCAAGAUCCUUGUCAACACACUCUCUUGGUUAUACUGAGGUUGAAAAAGCUGCUAUCGACGAGUUGGGUUCCCCUAAAGCGCACGCUGGCGCCAACCAAGCCGAAAUACUUGACUUCGGCAUGGACAAGUCUCCUACAAAGGCUUUCCCUGGUCAGCAGACAUCCAGAGGUCCACAUCAGCAACAUCCACCAUCGCAUCAGCGCUAUCAAAAUAGCCCCCAAGCAUCGCCCCUGAGAAGGCCUCAACAGAGAUUUGCCGGCGACCAGCGCUCUCCAACUGAAGAGUCGCAAUUUGCUUUGAAGAGAAGCAGGCGAAUGAAUUAUAGAAAGCCGCAUACCUCGACCCCCACACACUUAGGGUCUCAGUUGCAGAACAAGAAAGCUGGAAAUUUGGCCGAGCUUAGACACAAUCUUAAUUCCUCAGCAAUGCCUAUGUCAUAUCCAAGUGAGCCCGAGAGACUCAUGAAGAGCCCAGCGAGCCGCCAGAGUAUGCAAAGCAUUAAUCCUAGAAGCUCACAGGUUCUCUUUAAUUACAAGGGUCCUGCAAGGCUGCUGAGCCACCCAAAGUUGCCUGCCUCAGCUCCCCCAAAUUCAACACCUCCACCGGCUGUGCCAGCUCCAAGAAGAUCACAGGGCCCCGGCAUGGGCUCAUCCGUCAAGGACUCGCCAUUCGGACCAGUGGCAUCAUCGCCUGAGUUGCAUCACAACUUCGGUCCUCGUAGCUUGAGCGCCCAAAAUCUUAUGCAUCAGCGCCACAAGCACGGACUUUCUUCACGUCCACUGCGUGAAAAUCUUCAGCAAGGCCAUCAAGGCUCCAGCGGAUACCCAUCGCCACAUUCGCCAUCUGGUCAAUUCAGGCCUCAACAGCGGAAACCAUCUCCAACUUCUCAUCCUAGGUACGAGCAUGGCCAACCUUCAGCUGAGAGACGUAACUUUUCACCACAAGGACACCCUCAAUACCAAAACCAGAGUGGCCAAAAUGUGGAAUAUAAGCAGCAAUACCCUCAGACUCAUGGCUAUCCUCAGCAGCAAUCCCACAAGCAUUGGCAAGCUGCAAAUCGAAGCGGCAUGCCACCGAGAUCGAGGAGGCCUCUGGCCGACCCCGUCAAGGAGGAGCAUCAGAGGGUGAACACACCACAUCAUCCUGCAAGGUUGGGUCGUGAUAUCAAGCUGGAGAAGACAUCGCAGCUCAAUGAGAAUCUCGACAUGUUGAGGAACGAGAUCAAUGAAUUCAAGGAGAGUUUGUCUCAACCAGAACGAAAGAGGGAAAGAGUUAAGGAGCCAGAAGCUUCUCAACCUCAAGAAACUUCCGCAGUACAGCCCGAUGAAGUGGUUCCUGAAAUCAGCUUUGACACUUCUUCCGCUGAUGUGAGUUACGAGGAUACUCUUGGAAUGGAGAAGGACUUUCUUGGUCAGCUCAAGGACGAGGUACGCACCAGUACUCCUAUCGCCAGUCCAGAGAAGCAAACCAAGCGUACUUCGAUGGGUACAGCUCCUAUAGAAAGGGAGAAGGAUGCCACGCAAAAUGCCCGGGAAAUUGAGAGUGCAUCGGCUGUAAAGUUGCCUAAGAAUGACGAUGAGAUCACGAAGUUUGAAGUGAAGACCAUUGAUGAACCUUCACCAAAGCUUGAACAGGAGGAAGCUGUACAGAGACCUGCUGAGCCACUCAAGAAGGAUGUCGACGAGCCGACUAAGGAUCACGUACAAACAUCUCAGGAGGAGCCAUCUCAGGAAGAGAAGGUUGAACGAAAAGAAUCUGUUAGUAAAUCAGCCGAGGCCAUUGCAAAGCAGCUGGAAAUCAAGGAUGAUAAAGUCUCAUCGAGGCAGACUUUUGAAAACAACAGGUCAUCUGAAAGUCUCCCCAGAGUCAAAACGAGAACUUCUGAAGCCGACGAGAGUUUGAAGAGAACUGAGGUAUCACCAACUAUGCCAGUAGUUGAUGAGCUGAAGAAGUUGAAGAAGAAAAAGUCGUUUGGCUCACUCACUGGAGGUGACAAGAAGAAGACCAAGAAGAGUUGGAUUUGGUCGAAGGGCCGGUCAGUUAGUGCUCAGAACUUACCGGAAAUGGCAAAUCUGCAAAAGCCAUCCCGUUCAGUUUCCUCGCCAGACAUCAAUUCACACAAGAGGGACCACAAGGCAUCUUCCGACCAAAAGGAGCCAAAGGAGAAUGUCAUCUCGAAGUUGUUCAAGAAAAAGAGAAGCAACUCCGUCGAAAGCCCAGAAGUUUAUGCCCAAAGACACGAGAGCACCAACGAGGAGAAAGAACAAAAGACUAUCAAGAGAAUCAGCUCUGCUAUUUUUGGCACUUCGAAGGAUGAUGAUGCCCGCAGUGUAUCGUCUAAAGAAGAGAAGGAACCAAGUAUUGAUGAAGUCAGGCUGGAAAUUCUGAAGGAAGAAUCGAUCGAGUCCAGCAAGCCAACCUUGAUCAGCAAGAUGAAGGCGAAGGUCAAACAUGAAGAGAAGGAGAAAUCUGCCGUGGAGACUGUCGAGGUUGAGGAAACGAUCGAGGAAGCAUCUGAGGAAGAUCUGGAAGAGCAGAAGCCACAAACAACGCUAGAGGUCCAAGAGAAGAUCAAGAAGCUGAUCAAGAGAACAUCGAAGGCUAACCAGCCCCUUGAGUACACGGACUCCGCAUUCGGAUUCCCUCUUCCACCUCCGUCAGUAUCAACUUUGGUGAUGUUGGACUACAGAUUCCCCGUUCAUGUUGAGCGAGCGAUUUACAGACUCUCACAUCUCAAACUCGCCAACCGCAAGAGAUCGCUCCGUGAGCAAGUUUUGCUCUCUAAUUUCAUGUAUGCCUACUUGAACUUGGUGGACCAUACGUUACACUUGGAGCAGCGCAUGAGUGAAGAAGAAUCAAAUGCCAUGGAAGAGCCGGACGCAGACAUGGACCUUUUCAAUGAUGACGACAAGGAUACCGAUUUUGAAGGUGAGGACGAUGCUCUCGACGACAACGCAUUUGACACUGUCCGGCUCGAUCUACGCGGAGAUUCCUACAAUGAGAUAACGGUGUAG